Messenger RNA from Monodelphis domestica (gray short-tailed opossum), 6163 nucleotides. NCBI's taxonomy places the organism in Eukaryota, Metazoa, Chordata, Mammalia, Didelphimorphia, Didelphidae. The record is from RefSeq and is a predicted model, not a curated record.
AUGGGGCGGAGCCCAUAAGGGGCAGGGCCUUGGAAGAGAGGGCGGGGCCAGAGGGAGGCGGGAGUGCCUCUAAGCAGCAGCCGCCGCAGUGACCUCCAGCAUCUGAGCGGGCAUAGCAUCGCUGUGUGCAGGAACGGGGUAUAUGAGAUCCCCUCGGCCAGCCCGGCCUGGUCACGGAGCAGGAGGGCCUAGGGAGCUCCCUGAGGGCUUGGGUGCGUGGAUGGGACUCUGAACUCUGGACAACAGGGCAGCACUGGCCCCACGGCGGCCCUCAGGGCAAAGAUGGGGAGAGUCCCUGAACCUGGCGACGCAUUCAGUAGGGGACCACGAUGACCGGCGCCAGCCCCUGGCCUGGAGGGGGAAGGGCUUGGCUGCCCGAGCCGGCCGCUUCCCCCCUGCAGCUAUGACCACGAGCAAUGACACUGUGUGGGGCUCUUCGGUGGGAGAGGAAGCCUGGGCCGGGGCGGGAGUCCAGGUGGAGGAGUCAGCACUUCCCACCUUCUCAACCGCAGCUAAGAUCCGAGUCGGAGUGACCGCUGCUCUGUUCCUGUCGUCGGCUGUAGGGAAUCUGGCUGUGCUGUGGUCAGUGACACGACCGAGAUCUAGUCGACUCCGCCCCUCUCCUGUCCGCCGACUUUUCGGCCACUUGGCCGCUGCAGACUUACUGGUCACUUUUGUGGUCAUGCCGCUGGAUGCUGCAUGGAAUACCACCGUCCAGUGGCUCGCUGGAGAUGUUGCUUGCCGGACACUCAUGUUCCUGAAACUGCUGGCCAUGUACGCGGCUGCUUUUUUGCCUGUGGUCAUUGGGCUUGACCGCCAGGCUGCAGUGCUUCAUCCUCUUGGACCCCGAGGGGGUGGGCGAAAGCUGCUGGGAACGGCCUGGGGGCUUAGUUUUCUGCUUGCCCUGCCCCAGUUUCCAGGUGCUUGAGAACUUAGAAGGGGAAGCUUCAGCAUGUAUUGAAAGAUUUCUACUUCUAACCUGCUAUGUGGCUUUGGAUAAGUCACUUACUUCUGGACCUGAAUUGCUUCCUCUAUAAAAUAAAGCUUUGGGCUAGACAGUCUCUAAAGUCUUCCUGCUAUAGGAUUAUAUGAAUCUGUUUUAUUUUCCAUGGAAAAGGAUAAGAAGACAGGGAUAAUUGUGGGUAAACUCAAGUGCUAUGGAUUACUUGGAGCCUUGAUCUACUUUCUGAAUGUGGAGAAGGGUUAGGUUCCUGGCAUUUAUUUGGAUCCCUUCAGAUUUGCACCAAAUACUGACUUUUCUAUAUGCCACCAGAAGCUAGGGAGGAGCAAACAGAAUUUGUAAAGCCUCUGGACUUUCAUUUUCAGUUUAUAGAAGGGUUAAAUCCCUGGGUCUUUUCUUGGUUCCAUUGCCUUCUUCCUCAGCAGUCUGUCCUUUUUUUCAAGGUUAAUUCUGGGGAGGGAGAGAGGGAAGUUAUUUCUAAACAUUAGAAGGUAGGAUAAGAAAACAGUGAAUACUUGAGAAAAAGAAUCUCUUUUAUUUAUGUUUUACUUACAAAGGUUUUUCUUUGGUGGAUGGGCAUUGAUUAUAUAAAAUGAUCCUUAGGACUGUCCUAUAAAAAGCCUAAGUUUCCCAUGAUGACCUUUUAAUGGUCUUUUGAGUGAGCCUUUAGUUUUCUUCUUAUCUCCACCAUUGAGACUAUGAACAAGUCAACUGUUAUUAACUUGUGCAACUUACCUCACAGAGUUGUUUGAAGGGAAGUGAUUUGGUGGCAAUAAGAAAUAUCACAUAUGGGUUUAUUUUCCUAAGAAUGCUUGAGGCAGCUAGGUGGCUCAGUGGAUAGAGGGAGGCCUGGCGAUGGAAGGUCCUGAGUUUAAAUGUGGCCUCAGAUUCUUCCUAGCUAUGUGACUUUGGGCAAGUCAUUUAAUCCCAAUUGCCUAGCCCUUAUUGCUCUUCUGCCUUGGAAUUGCCAGGUAGUAUUGAUUUGAAACAAAAAAGUAAAGGGUUUAAUUAAAAACAAAACCCAAUGAGCUAGCUAGGUAGUAUAGUUAUUUUACAUUCAACAUACUAACAGGUUUUGACCUAUCCUAUAAGGAAGGGAAAGAGAAAGAAGCAUUUGUAUAGACUACUGUAAGGGAUAAUUUUUAGUGUUUUGACUUAAAAUCUAAAUAAGUGGUCGCCAUGGGAAAUUCCCAAAUAUGAAAAUACCCAAGUCAGCUGGGGAUUUAUGGAGAUUUUAAUUAAUAAAGAGAUAAAGAAUUAAGGUAAGGAGAGAGAGAGAGAGAGAGAGAGAGAGAGAGAGAGAGAGAGAGAGAGAGAGAAUUCAUUUAAACUGCUAGGGAGAGUCAAUCAUCACUCACAAGACCAUCUCCAAGCAAGCUCCAGUCCUCCAUUGAAUCUCCUAAACCGAGUUCAGAAUCUAACUCAAUUCAACUGACCUCUGAACUGUUCCUUCACCUCUUUUAAAAGAGAAUUUUCUCUUGUGUCACCUCCCCUAAAUUUUCACGUCUACCAAUCACAGUAAAUGCUUUUUUCCAGUACUGCCCAUUCUUAGUUCUCACCUUCUCUGGUUAGACUAUAUCUUCUGAGGUACUUCACACCUCUUUAUUAAGCUUGCCUUUUGUAAGUUACUUGACCUUUUUGUGAUCAACUUAACCUUUACAGGUACUUAACACCUUUUUGCAUUAGAUCUAAAAAUAGACCUAUCUUAAGGUUCUAGCUUCACUAUAAGGUAUGAGUUAAGUACUUUCAUUGUUCAAAUAGGCGGUUUACAACUUUUAUCUUCCCUAAAGUAUAUCUAAGUAUGGGUGAAGUAAAUGUAAAGUUCCCAAGACAUUCCUGAUCAAGUAUCUCCAUUGUUACAAUAAGGGAAUAGCUAAACCAAAUCUUCUAAGGUACAGUCUGAGUAGUUUUUAAGAUUCACACUAUGGGCCAAACACUGUGCUAAGCACUUUACAAUUCUCAUUUAGACUUCCCGCAUCAGCCCUUUAAGGUAGAUGCUGUUAUCCCUAUUUUACAGUGAAGGAAGCUAAGGCAGAGGUUGUGAUUUAACCUGAAUCAUACAGUCAAUUAAAUGUCUGAGGCUGGAUUUGGUUAGUAUUUGAUUAUACCUGAAUACUAACUUGUAGAAAUGGAGCAGGGAACUCCUGUUCUGAUUUCUAAUCCAGUUAUCAUCUCAUUAGUACUUGCCACUUUCCUAUCCAGAAUAAACUCAGGGUGGAGCCAAGUUCUAAGCAACUGUUAACAUUGUAGUCGACAUUGGCUCAUUACCUUUCUUGUGAGAUUUCUCCCUUUCUGCUGAAAUGGCCUCUAAGUCACUUCAUUUAAAUGUCAGGGUCUUUUAGCCUCCAUUGCUGAAAUGAAAGUCAACAGCCUGCCAUAGUCUCCAAACAAAACCAAUAAGCAUUCAAAUAGACCAACACAGCAUUAAAGAAAAUGUUGAUUUUUAUUAAUACUUUCACUAGUUAUGAUACACAAGCUCUUCCUCAAGACAUCUUGUAGAAUAGACUGCUUAGUGGGUUUCUGACAGCAUCCAUCAUACUAUAUUUUUCAAACAAUUCAAAUUGUCCACACAUAGCAAAAAUAGUAGCACCAUGGGUUGUUGGCUUAUCAAAUAACUUAGAAAAAAAACCUCUCCUCGUGUGGUCAUGUUAAAACAAUUCAGCUAAAUUUGUAGAUACAUGAAAGCCUUUAAAUGGAUGUUUAUGCUUCCAUCUAUAAUUUUUUGGUUGGCAUCACAGAUAUACUAUUGCCCUAACCAAUACCUUUUGAUAGAUAUUUUAUUUUACCAAUUACAUGUAAUAAUUGUCUACAUAAGUUUUCUGAAAUUAUAUGAUCCAAAUUGUCUCCCUCCUUCCCUUCCCAGAAAUAAGCAAUUUGAUCUGGGUUAGACAUGUAUUAUGCAAAACACAAUAUUGCCCUAUUAACAUCCUUAUGUUGUAGGGGUAAGACAGCAGAGGGAUGGGGGGUAGUGGUGGGGAAUAUUAUGCCAUAAGAAGGUGGAAGUCUUUGUUUUAUACUCCACCCCACUCCAGCUGUUCCUGUUUCAUACUGUCCGCCGUGCUGGCCCAGUCCCCUUCAUUCAGUGUGUCACCAAAGGAAGCUUCAAGGCCCGAUGGCAAGAAAUCGCCUAUAACCUCUUCACCUUCUGUGGGCUCUUCCUGAUACCUCUGACAGCCAUGGCAAUCUGCUAUGGCCGAAUUGUAUUCAGUGUGUCCAGACACCGAACAGGGAAGGGGGAGCAUGGUGAGACUCCAAUUCCUAGAUCCUGAUUCUCAUUGCCCAAUCCAUGGCUUCAGUCCCAAUCUCCUAGUCUUUAGCCUGCAGUGAGAUGCCAAUCACAAGAGCACUCCUUAACUCCAGCCCAUUGAUAUGGGGGAAAUCAGUAAGAAUCCAAAUUUUAUCUGGCCAUCCUUGAAAAACCCCUGCUCCGCACGGUUGUUUCAGCAGGUGGUUGCAUUACCUACCACCUUCUCCCUUGGCUAUGGGUAAUGGUUGGAAUGGAGUCAGGCUGGUUAACUUUUUAUUCUAAGGCAGUACCCCAUACUCUGGCCUGCAGUCCUUCACCCAGCAUGCCUCCUCCCUAAAUCCCAUCUGGAAGGGCAAUUCAUACCCUCAGUGAGGUGUAUGUUUGUGCAUGUGUACAAGGAUAAUAUAGUCAUCUAUAAGCUUGAAAAAGAACUGCAAUAUACAUCUAUCCAUUUCCCUCUUUCCAUCAGCUUGUCUUAUGCCUACCUAGUGCCUAGAAAGGGAAGAAUUGACAAUUAUUCAUCUCUGACUCCCCAGCCACUGCUGGUCAGUUCGCUCUUCGUCGUUCCUUUGACAAUCGCCCCCGUGUGCGGCUUCGGGCCCUUCGACUAGCCCUACUUGUUCUGCUGACCUUCGUUAUCUGUUGGACACCCUACUACCUGCUGGGCCUAUGGUACUGGUUCUCUCCCAGCAUGCUAAGCAAUGUCCCUCCCAGUCUCAGCCACAUUCUGUUCCUCUUUGGUCUCCUCAAUGCUCCCCUGGACCCCUUACUCUAUGGGGCCUUUACUCUUGGCUGUAAAAAAGGGCACCAGGGACUUGGUUCAGAUUCUUCCAGGGGGCAAAUGGACUCUUGGAGAGUCCCUCAACAAGUGGUUCAGCCACCUAGCCAGCUGGAAGUGAACACAGAGGGUAAUGGGAAGGCAGGAGAAAUGGAGGAGACAACUCUAUAACUCUUGCUGAGAUCCAUUUGUUAACUAUAGCCCCAGGCUUCCAAAUACAAAGUAAUAAAGAAUAACUAUUUUUUUUCAGAAUCCCUACCUUGUCCCUGUAGCCACUCCCACUCCUCAUUACCUACCCAAGCCAAACGGACAAAAUAUGGAUGGCACGUGAGUCACCUGGUGAAGAUUUUUCUUCUACCUCUAAUAAGGGAAAGAAUAAGAACAUCCUAGGCUUCAGCAAUUCAAUAUUUAGAACACCCUUGAUACUUCCCUUAAUAUUAUAAUACAUUUUACUCCCUUAGUUGAAAGUGGAAUGGGUUGUCACUACUUAAAGACUCAGAAAAAGCCUGGAUGGCUUCUCUGGCUUUUUACCUGUUGUUUUUGAUUCUCUCAGAUGUAGAAAAGAAAACUAAACUGUUUAUUCACAACUCAAAAGGAACACUUAUGGAGGCGGGAGAUUAAAUCAGAGUCCCAUCCCAGCCCCUUUCCUCCAAGGCUGGAUGUAGGCAAACUGAUCCACUGGAGAGUGUAAUCGGAGCAAUGAAUCAGUCAGCGACGUCUCCGAUCUGGACUCCUGCUCCGUCUUCGGCCACCUCUGGUAAAGGAAAGUAAAAGGGUAGUUUGUCAGGGCAUCCAGAUCAUAAACCAAAUAAUAUUCUACUCUUCACAUCUACAUUCAUCCAACUCACAACCCCUAGCUCUUUCCUCCUCACCUCCUUUUGCCUUUGGGUGGCCCCCGAACAAAACACCAGUCCACACUUAUUGGCUGCCCCAUCAUAUCCUGGCCAUUGAGCCCCUCCAUGGCAGCCUGAGCCUCCUUGUAUGUUUCAUAUUCAACUAGAGUAUAACCCUGGAGAAAAGAUAAAAAAUGCAUCAGACAGCCCCCCAUUCAUACAAAGCAUGGCAAUAAAUUCCCUUGUUCCUACUUAUCAAACCUAAACUUCAACUAAAUAACACAAAUAUUUCAAGACCUGUAAGUUUUCCUUUAAUGAAUGUGCAACAUGAACCCACCAUUUAU